Molecule: messenger RNA, 2454 nt
Organism: Syzygium oleosum
Lineage: Eukaryota; Viridiplantae; Streptophyta; Magnoliopsida; Myrtales; Myrtaceae
Product: coronatine-insensitive protein 1
Exons: 3
Coding region: 373-2151 (592 amino acids)
Biological process (GO): SCF-dependent proteasomal ubiquitin-dependent protein catabolic process
Cellular component (GO): SCF ubiquitin ligase complex
Source: RefSeq, a predicted model, not a curated record
CUCCCACCACCGUCUUCAUCCCUCCUCCAGAUUCCAUCUCUCUCUCUCUCUCUCUCUCUCUCUAUCUCUCUUGAUUCGAGAGCAUAAAGGUUGGAUUUUUCCGUGCUCCUCCCGUGUUCGGCUGCGCUUCGAAGCUCUCGAUUCUUCGGGGGUCUCCUCCCAGACGGGGUGGGCCGAUCUUUCGGGUCCCGCGAAGGUCGGGUCCAUGGAUCCGGCCGCCGCCGCCUCCUCCUCCUCCUCCUCCUCCCGGUCGAUCCGAUUAGGGUUCUCUGCCGGCUCCGACGAGUGAGCCGGCGCUCCCGGCUCCGGCGACGGGUUUAGGGUUUUCUUUUGGGUUCUCUUUCUUGUUUUUGGGGGGCUCUUUUUGAGUUGAUGGAGGAUCGGAACGUGAGGGGGAUGAGCAGCCCGGGCCUGUCCGACGUCGUGCUGACCUGCGUCAUGCCGUACGUCGACGACCCCAAGGACCGGGACGCGAUCUCCCUCGUCUGCCGCCGCUGGUACGAGAUUGACGCCCUGACGAGGAAGCACGUCACCAUCGCCCUGUGCUACACCACCAGCCCCGAUCGGCUGCGCAGGAGGUUCAGGCACCUCGAGUCGCUCAAGCUGAAGGGGAAGCCCCGGGCCGCCAUGUUCAAUCUGAUACCCGAGGACUGGGGCGGCUACGUGACCCCGUGGGUGACCGAGAUCGCGCAGUCCUUCGAUUGCUUGAAGUCGCUCCACUUCCGGCGCAUGAUUGUGACAGAUUCGGACUUGGCGCUGCUCGCGAGGUCGCGGGGACGCGUUCUGCAAGUGCUCAAGCUCGACAAGUGCUCUGGGUUUUCGACGGACGGGCUUCGACACGUGGGGCGUUUGUGCAGGAAUUUAAGAACCUUGUUUUUGGAAGAAAGCACAAUCGAUGAGAAAGAUGGUGCGUGGCUUCAUGAGCUUGCUCUGAACAACAGUGUCCUUGAGACUUUAAAUUUUUACAUGACAGAGCUCUCCAGCUUUAGUGUCCAGGACCUUCAAAUUAUUGCCAGAAAUUGUCGAUCAUUAACAUCCGUGAAAAUUAGCGAUUGCGAAAUUCUGGAUCUUUUGGGUUUCUUUCAAGAUGCAGCUGCUUUAGAAGAAUUUGGUGGUGGUCUUUUUAAUAAUGAGGAACCAGAAAGGUACGCUGCUUUAUCGUUCCCAGCGAGACUAUGCCGUGUGGGUCUAACCUACAUUUCAGAAAAUGAGAUGCAUAUCGUGUUCCCAUUCGCAUCUCGGCUAAGAAUGUUAGAUCUUCUCUAUGCAUUUCUUAGCACAGAUGACCUCUGCUUGCUGAUUCAGCAAUGCCCCAUCUUGGAAGUUCUUGAGACAAGGAACGUCAUUGGAGACGGAGGACUAGAGGUUCUUGCUCGAAGUUGUAAAAGGUUGAAGAGGCUUAGGAUUGAAAGAGGUGCUGAUGAGCAGGGUAUGGGGGAUGAAGGAGGCCUUGUUUCGCAAAGAGGAUUAAUUGCCUUGGCUCAGGGCUGCCUAGAACUGGAAUACCUGGCUGUUUAUGUAUCUGAUAUCACAAACUCAUCUCUCGAAUGUAUAGGAGCUCAUUCGAAGAACCUUAGUGAUUUCCGUCUUGUUCUACUUGAUCGUGAGGAAAAGAUAACUGAUUUACCCCUGGACAAUGGAGUCCGGGCUCUUUUAAGGGGAUGUGAAAAGAUAAGAAGGUUUGCUCUUUAUCUGCGGCCUGGAGGCUUGACGGAUGUGGGUCUUGGUUACAUUGGGCAGUAUAGCCAAAACAUAAGAUGGAUGCUUCUUGGAUAUGUGGGAGAGAGUGAUGAGGGCCUUAGGGAGUUCUCCAGAGGCUGCCCGAGUUUGCAAAAACUUGAAAUGCGGGGUUGUUGCUUUAGCGAACAGGCACUGGCUGAUGCUGUGAUGCGGUUGACUUCUCUGAGGUAUGUAUGGGUGCAGGGGUAUCGAGUAUCUGAAACCGGUCGAGAUAUUCUGGCAAUGGUCCGUCCCUUUUGGAACAUCGAGUUGAUUCCUCCUAGAAGAAUGGUUGUCGCCAAUCAGCUUGGAGAAAACGUGCUAAAUGAAGACCCAGCCCAUAUGCUUGCAUAUUACUCUCUAUCUGGACCAAGAACUGAUUGUCCUGCCAGCGUUAUCCCUUUGGAUCCAGCAAGGCUGGUUACCUCGUAGAGCUGUAAAUACAACCUUUUGCCGAAGAUGCCUUUUAUCUUUUUAAUUGCUCUAGACCAUCUGUCAUACGGUUCUGUACUUUAUCACUCCCUGAGAAAUUUCUCCUCUCGUCUUCUGUUUGUUGGAAUCCCUUCUUUUCUCUUUUAUUUUGUCGCAAUAAGAUUGUGUUCUCUGUAACCUUGUAAGAGUUUUGCAUCUAAUUCCAUCCCUUGUACAGGGCAACUAGUUGACGGUUUUCCUUCAACACUGUUGUGACUUAUUUUGAACGGUUUUGCUAGUCGAAUUUGAACUAUUUUGAGGUGA